Phialemonium atrogriseum is the source of this 420-nucleotide messenger RNA. RefSeq lists its product as uncharacterized. The record is from RefSeq and is a predicted model, not a curated record. The coding region runs from base 1 to 420 and encodes 139 amino acids. The transcript has a single exon. Lineage: Eukaryota; Fungi; Ascomycota; Sordariomycetes; Cephalothecales; Cephalothecaceae.
AUGGCUUAUAACGUGUUUUUGGUGGCUUCCUUGGGGGCUCCUCGCAACCACCACGCCUUGUUUGUCGAGACGGACCCUGUCUCUAGAGGCGGCAUACUCCUUAAUGUAACGGGGAAUAUUCAGAAUGGAAUGCAGUUCGAGGAGAGAUCAACCAAUAAGCCCGAGGAGUCAGCCGGUUUUGUCGACCAGUCACCUCUCGGUUGGGUUGCCGCUGGGGACCUCGAUCGCAUGCGCAGUAUCUGCGAAAGAAACCCUCCACCGAAGAAGCAGUUCAACGGCCCAAAGCGACUUUACCCCAAGGAACGCCUGCGGCGCUGCCAAGAGUGGACGAACGAGACAAUUGACGCGUUGACCAACAACCGUGUGCUACAGUCAUUUGCCAUGGCAACGACAGAGACCCCUGCCGAGGAGGAAUACUAG